GCGGGUGGCUGUAUAUAUCGACCACAUCGGACGAAUAGCAUGAGUCAAUCGGACCAGAACCCGUUUGUCUGUCUGAAGAGCUGAACAGGAGAACCGGAUUUCUCGCCACCGGCAGCAUCGUAGCUAGUGCUCACAACACCGUCCCGAAGACAAUGGCCUCGACUCCCGACGGUAUGGCAUCAUGGUCCGUGUCGCCCGUUUAAGCCGGCAGCUCCGGCACGGCCAGUCAACUCCUCAGGUUGGACUUUGCCGGCGGGAAACCCCCUCGUCAUGCCGUGCCCGCCUUCCUUCCAUACCUGGCCCGAAAAAUUCGCUCUAGCGAAAUGUGAGCGUGCUCGACUUGGCUGGAUAUUUGUCGACGUUUGAACCUUUGAAUAUGAGUAAAGCUGACAGUUGUGAUAGUAUUGGCGACGAGACGCUAGUGAGUGCAUCAUGCGGCCUUCGUUUGCGGGACCGGGUUGUCGCGCGGAUCAUCCGCAUGAUGUGAGGAGACGAGAGUGAUGGAAGAGGAAUCGGAAUCGCUCGCUUGGGAUGCGAAGAGAUGAGAGUGAGUGCUGAUCAGAAAAAGCCCAUUUUGGCCUUGGCAGAGUCGAGACUUGACAUGUUUGAGGAGGAGGAGACAACCUGAGGGUCAAAAGUGCUCGCUGGCAAAAGUAAAGUGGUCUAAUCUUGGAAGCUCGAUAGGCGGCACUUGGGCGCUAGCCAGUGAGGUGGGACGAAUGAUGAGAAAGUCCGAGGUAAAGUUGACGAGGUAUGAUGCACAGUAAGCUUUGUUCAUGCAGUGUAGCGGUCCCUGAUUUUCAGGAGGACGAUCGAAGAGCGAUUGAACUUACGGACUUUCAGGAAAGAAAUCCAUCUCGACAUGGCAGGACGAUGUUCCUCUGGUACGGGUAGUUGUGUAAAGGACGAGCUGGGUAGUUUGCGUGAAGCAGCUUUCGAGGUUUCACCUCCCAAGAAAGGUGGGACUUGUGACUAGUUCAGUGAGUGAAGAGCAAGGUGAGACAUCCAGCACGGCAGGAGGAUAGAACACAUCGCCGCGAGUCAAAGCCCUAGUAGGCAAUGGGCUAUUGACAGAUCCUCGAGCUUCUUCGUAUUGAUGGCGUGAUCUGAAGAUGGAGGAGACAGUCAGUUGUUCAGAUUAAGCCGUACUAUGAAUUCGUAGACUAAAGUUCAUCCGCUCGUCCAUGGCUUCACUGAAGCUGGAGUACACAUCUCCACACUUGUCACUCAUUCUUCUGGCUUCGCCCCAACAGGUGUAUCGAUAUCUCGUUUUCCCCUUUUUAAACCCUCUGUCUACGUAACUGUAGGGUAUGACACAGCCUAAAAAAACAAACAGGCAUGCAGUAGCUCUCCGCAAACACCACCACAGAUUCCUCAUCAACGAUUCUCUCCAUUCUCGUCUCCAGCAUCCAACAGCUGAGCAACUGACACCAGCAUUUUCCCCUUUCCUUUUCAGAGACCUUCUGCAUUGUGUCCGCCCGCCCGCCUGCAAUCUCAUCCUCGUCUCCACCAUGUUUCCGAAAAGUCUACCGCUCUCGAGCUGGCACUGCCUACGGCUUCCUCCUAGCCUCGGAAAACACGUACCACAGAUUCUAUACCAGCGUAUGGCCUCAAUACAAGAAAUACACGGACGGCAGACGAUCCCGUAAAACAGAAGUAUGAACUGUUGCCUGAAAAGCAAGAGAAGGAGAAGAGAAGCUUCUCAUACGUUCGUGAGACAGAUGGACAAACAGUUGAAACUUACACUUCCUUUAUAUAAUAAGUUUUUGGGCAUUUAUUGACAUCAAUAUUUAGGCUGUACGUGGUAUCCUUCUAGGUAUGUGUACAGGCUGAACUCCCUGCCUACCCACCUUCAAUGAUAUUUUGAUCCACUUACUCACGUAUCGUCUGCCAAGCUUAUUGGGUAAUGAAUACGAAGCAGACGGAAAUUUCACGUACUCUUCCUCUAUGACGAUGCAGUUGUCAAAGGACCGAGGAGCACAAAACCAACAGGAUGGAGUAUGUUGAAAUGGAUUGGUCAAUACAUAUAAACUUACCCACUGUUGCGAUGACAGUAAUAGAAAGUGCUGAG
Molecule: messenger RNA, 2071 nt
Organism: Marchantia polymorpha subsp. ruderalis
Lineage: Eukaryota; Viridiplantae; Streptophyta; Marchantiopsida; Marchantiales; Marchantiaceae
Source: the annotation of a GenBank genome assembly